This is a messenger RNA of Exserohilum turcica Et28A, 1557 nucleotides long. RefSeq lists its product as uncharacterized. The transcript is spliced from 5 exons. The record is from RefSeq and is a predicted model, not a curated record. NCBI's taxonomy places the organism in Eukaryota, Fungi, Ascomycota, Dothideomycetes, Pleosporales, Pleosporaceae. Gene Ontology annotation, molecular function: oxidoreductase activity, acting on paired donors, with incorporation or reduction of molecular oxygen; iron ion binding; heme binding. The coding region runs from base 1 to 1557 and encodes 518 amino acids.
AUGGCGUCCCUUGUGCUCGUCUGCGCUGCCGCCUAUAUCGCAUAUGUGCUCGCACGUGCCUUUUAUCGCUUGUAUCUCCACCCGCUGGCCAAGUUUCCUGGGCCCAGCAUAGCCGCCGUCACCAGCUGGUACGAGGCCUACUACGAAAUCUAUCUCGUCGGCCAGUACUCCAGGCAGAUAACGAAGCUCCACGACCAGUACGGUACGCUGCUGCUGUCACAUGCAAUCCGUCUCGCACCGCUAACCCGAGCCUUGCCAGGCCCCAUUGUGCGAGUCACACCCGACGAGCUGCAUAUCCGGGACCCACGUUUCUUCGACCAAGUCUAUUCCAGAAGCGCCCAUCUCGACAAGGAGGGAUGGGACAAGCGUUUUGGCUGUGCCGGUGGCCUGCUCACCACAGUCAAUGCCGAAGACCACAAGCGACGUCGUGCCGCAGUGGCUCCCAUGUUCUCACGCCGCUCCAUUCUUGAUUUUAUCCAUAUCAUCUACCGCCACAUCGACACCUUCAACACGCGCAUGCAAGAGUUUGAGGCCAAUACAGAGCCCCUCAAUCUCUCCAAUGCCUUUCCCGCCCUGACGGGCGACAUCAUCAUGGACUAUUUCUUCGGUUUCAACUAUGAUCAGCUCAGGAAUCCGCAGUUUGAGUCGUUCCAUGACGCCUUUAUCAAGAUUGGUGGCGUUGGCCAUAUUGCUACUCAGUUCCCCAUGCUUCACCCUAUUAUGAGCAGCAUCCCUGAUCGCAUCACCGGGUGGCUGCAGCCUGCAGCAAAGACUAUGCUCAAGUUCAAGCAGGACAAUGAGGCUUUGAUUGCGCGGACCCUCCGCGGAGAGGACGUCAAAUCCAACGACGCAAAGAAGACCAUCUUCCAGGAAAUCCUGUCGUCCAAGCUGCCCCCUUCAGACAAGACGCAGAAGCGUCUCGAAGACGAAGCCCAAAUCAUCAUCGGGGGUGGUGUCGAGACUACGGCUUUCUCCCUGUCCAGAGCCGCCUUCCACAUCAUCAACACCCCGCACAUCUACGAGCGCCUUCACAAGGAGCUCGUGCAAGUCUUUCCAAACCGCAAUGACCUCGACCUAGCCACCCUGGAGAAAAUGCCCUACUUGAAAGCCAUCAUCAUGGAGUCAGUCCGCAUGUCGUAUGGCCUCAGUGCGCGCAACCCCCGGACCCACAAAAACCCUCUUCACUACGGCGACUGGGUGAUUCCCGCAAACACUUGCAUUUCCAUGACUAUCCCCGAAGUCUCGCACGACGAAUCCAUCUUCCCCUGCUCCCACACCUUUAUGCCUGAGCGCUGGCUCGACGACCCAAAGACGGCCGACGGCAUCCCUCUCGACCGCUUCAUGGUCUCGUUUGGCCGCGGCACCCGCUCUUGUCUCGGCACUACCCUUGCCUACACGGAAAUGUAUCUUACCCUCGGCAUGAUGUUUCGCCGCUACCGCUUCGAGCUGCAUGAUAGCAGCGUUGCCGAUGUGGAGCUUGGUCAUGAUUUCUUCAUCCCCGUUGCCAAGUUGGAUACCAAGGGCCUCCGGGUUUUUGUAAAGCGCACUGAGGAUUAG